Molecule: messenger RNA, 882 nt
Organism: Carica papaya (papaya)
Lineage: Eukaryota; Viridiplantae; Streptophyta; Magnoliopsida; Brassicales; Caricaceae
Source: RefSeq, a predicted model, not a curated record
ACUUAGCUCCAACUUCCACUUAUCUCACUCUCUGUUCCACCGAGGAUCUAGCUUGUCUUACCCAUCACCAUUUUCAUUCUGAUAAACCUAUAUAUACACACCUAUGUACAUAUAAGCUGUACAUUAUUGAUGGAUCCGAAGCGUACGGAUAGCCCGGUUUAUGCCCGAAAAUGGACUAGCGAGUCAGGCGGCACCGGGGGAGCUUCUUCGCCAGCAAUGUCGCCGGUCCGUCAUCACCACGUGCGUUCGGCCUCUGCCUCCGGGAUCUCUAGUGUCAAGAGGAACCAGAACUUCGCUGCCAAAGCCGCGGCUCAACGGCUGGCUCAGGUUAUGGCUUCACAGACAGCUGACGAUGACGACGAUGACGACAGCGAUGAUCCAGGGUUUCGUUACAGUGCUCCUCCUCCCAUCGCUCUAUCUAGGAACGCUAACAGGCCUAGUAAUCGUAGUAGGCCUCCUGAUACUACUUCCAGGAUCACGAGAUCUCCUUCUCCUGCGUUAGCUCGGAAUUCUACCGAGGAAAUUCCAGCCACUCGCUCGACAUCAGCUGGAAGGCCGACAAUGUCUGUUCGUUCAGCAACGCCUCCGGUGCCACCACCAACUAAAACAACUAUCAGGACCCCAGUUGCUGUGCCAUCCAUAGAGGCACCUAAAAAUUGGCAGAAGGAGAAAAGAUUCUCAUCAGAUAUUGGACAUUUCAACUCAAAAGAUAUUGGAGAUCAGCGUGAGGUUUCUGCACUUCGUGAUGAACUUGAGAUGCUACAAGAGGAGAAUGAGAACCUUCUUGAUAAGCUCAGACUUGAGGAAGAGAGAUGUAAGGAAGUAGAGGCCAGGGUUAGAGAGCUUGAGAAACAGGUACUUCUUUGCUUCUCUGAAUUGUAA